AUGGAGUCUUCAUGUUUAUUUCAGGAAGCCAACCAGGCAAGCUUAGUGUCCAUGAUUUGCACUUGCAAAUGCAACCCUGUUAGUGGUGUUGGGUGUAUUGCUAGCAUGUCAUACGAUAAUGAACGAUGGUACUGCACCAGCACCGUACCCUUCUCUGAUCUAGAGGAACCUGGAACUAUCAAUGGAGAUCUUUGUGAGUGCUCUUGCUAUCUCAUCCUCUGUGAUGGCUACACCUUGUGUUUAGUUCAAGGGAACAAAUAG
Sphenostylis stenocarpa is the source of this 261-nucleotide messenger RNA. The record is from the annotation of a GenBank genome assembly. Lineage: Eukaryota; Viridiplantae; Streptophyta; Magnoliopsida; Fabales; Fabaceae.